This is a messenger RNA of Caenorhabditis elegans, 1965 nucleotides long. RefSeq names its product amiloride-sensitive sodium channel family protein (gene flr-1). The coding region runs from base 10 to 1926 and encodes 638 amino acids. Gene Ontology annotation, molecular function: sodium channel activity. Gene Ontology annotation, cellular component: membrane. NCBI's taxonomy places the organism in Eukaryota, Metazoa, Nematoda, Chromadorea, Rhabditida, Rhabditidae. The record is from RefSeq and is marked reviewed. The transcript is spliced from 17 exons. Gene Ontology annotation, biological process: sodium ion transport.
AAUUAAGACAUGGAAACGGAGACGGAAAGUGAAAGAAUUUAUUUACAGCUGUAUGACUAUGAAACAAAGGAGUUCUCAGGGCUCACAACAUAUCACGGACUUGUGAGAAUAUACAAUUCGAACACUUGGCCGUCACGCAUUUUCUGGGUUGUAGUGGUGUUAUCCUGUUUAUCUUUGUUUAUGAUUCAUAGUGGUUACCUUCUACUGGGCUAUCAUGCAAAACCAACUUUAUUCCAAACCAACACAAUUGUUCCAAUGAAUGGCCUUCUAUUUCCUGAAGUUACAAUUUGCAAUUUAAACCCUCUGAACACCACAAAGCUUGAAGAACUGAACAUCUCAAAAUCAACAUGGACCUACAUUUUUGGAUAUUUCGAUGAAAUUACAACUUCAGAACACAAAUCCACCAAACUCGGUGAAGAGCAAUUUUUAGAAAUUAUGAAUAAUUAUCAAGAACUUACAAAGCAGGAAUUCAAUGUCAAAAACUUUUUAAAAUCUGUCAGCAAAUCUUGUGAAGAAACAUUUAUCUCGUGUAGUUUUGGCAGGGAAAAGCUACAUAACUGUUGUGAACAUGUAACAACUGAAAUGACAGAGGUUGGAGUAUGUUUCAGACUGUCGAAUGUAAAUAAAAAAUACAGACAGUGGUAUAGUGGAAAUGGUUUUGGUUGGGAAUUUGUCUUAAAUGGGAACAAUGAAAUAGAUGAUCACGCUGAUUCACUAGAUUUUGAGCCAGACAGGGGAUUCCUGAUCAUGGUGCACGAAUCGGAGAAAUAUCCAAAAAUCAACUCCUAUGGAGUAGCCGUGUCCCCUGACUCGCAAUUACAUGCGGCAAUAUCCAUGAAAAAUAUAUCUCUCCUAGACAAAGCAAAUUGGGGAUCCUGCUCAAAAGGGUGGAAUAGAAAUGAUACAGAUGUUCCGUACACUGCAACUCACUGUGAAAUUGACUGCAAACUUCGAAAAGUUCGCAACUUGUGUGGGUGCUCACCGUUGGCGUAUUCUGCUAGAGAAAGCGGUUCUAAUGAUACAAUUUGUACUCCAUACCAAAUUCAACAAUGCUUCCGGAAAGUUCGAGGCCUUGAUAACCGUUGGGAAGACGAAUGUGAUUGUCCGUCAGAAUGUAAUAUGUUAGAGUUUGACGUAACAAAUAGUUAUUCAGACUUGGAUGGAAGAAGCCGAGGGUUGAGCAGUUCAAAAGUAGAGUCCGACAUUUCUCAUGUGAGCCUUUAUUUUUCACAUGUUGCGUAUGAACGGAUCGAACAACAAAAACAACUGCAAACUGCAGACUUAUUGUCCAACAUAGCAGGUAGCAUGGGUCUAUUCUUGGGUAUGAGUACGGUCACCCUUCUUGAAAUUUUCAUUUACCUCUUCAAAUCAGUCUGGGGAACUGUAAACUCAACUAGGCAGCAACAAUUCGUGGAUGCAGUUGCUGAGGAGGAGAAGGAGAGAUCAGAAAGUAUUGUUAUCAUUCAAAAUGGAAGGAAUGAUGAUAUGGACGACCAGAAGCCAUCAAGGUUCCCCGGAGCCGAUCGAAAAUUAUCUGGUAACUCAAUUCAUAUUCAUUUGGAUCGAAGAAAUAGUCGUAUGAUUCGUGGCGGGGAUUUAUCAGCUGCAUCCCGCGGAUCCGUCAGUAUUCCAUCUCAACUUUUAUCACCACUCUCCAGACACAACAGGCAAUCAAUUAGCUAUGGUCAACUAGGCAGAAAAGUGUCUGCUAUUGGUAUUCCUCUUCAACCAAAUCACGACACCGUUGAAAGUGGGACUUCUCUUAUGCCUCCAAAGUCGCCAAUCCGAAGAUGCAGUACUUCAACUACGCCGUCAAUGCUGACCAGAAAACUGAGUUUCGCAAGCCAGCAGUCAGAUCCUGCUCAACCAGCACAUCAAUCUCGAAAAGUUUCAACAUCCUCCAUAUUCAAAUCACAAUUAAUUUGAAUGCAUUACUGUCAAAAAUAAAAUAUGAUAUUCAAUCUG